Molecule: messenger RNA, 1233 nt
Organism: Daucus carota subsp. sativus
Lineage: Eukaryota; Viridiplantae; Streptophyta; Magnoliopsida; Apiales; Apiaceae
Product: transcription factor bHLH121
Exons: 5
Coding region: 85-1083 (332 amino acids)
Biological process (GO): intracellular iron ion homeostasis
Molecular function (GO): DNA-binding transcription factor activity; protein dimerization activity
Source: RefSeq, a predicted model, not a curated record
UCGGGUCGAAUAAAAAGCAGUUGGGUAUAGAUUAGGUCAAAUACCUGGCAAAAUGUUAAUGGAAUAAUUGAUGAAUCGGAGAAGAUGGAUGAAUUCAAUUUCAGUCAAUCAAUGGAAGACCCAACUCAAUCUUUAUCCGAAUUUAAUCCACGCCCAAUCUCCACUAGAUUGCAUCCUGAUUCAAGGGCAGAAGCAGACCCCGGUGAAUGCAAUGUUGCAAGAAAAGUUCAGAAGGCCGACCGUGAGAAGUUGAGGAGAGACCGUCUUAAUGAGCAGUUCACUGAGUUGGGAAACACACUUGAUCCUGAUAGGCCGAAGAAUGACAAAGCGUCCAUUCUUGGGGAUACAAUUCAAGUUCUGAGAGAUUUGACUACCCAAGUUGAUAAAUUAAAAGCAGAGUAUGCUACACUUACUGAAGAAUCCCGUGAGUUAACUCAGGAGAAGAAUGAUCUUAAAGAGGAGAAGGCAUCCUUAAAGUCUGAUAUCGAUAACUUAAAUCUACAGUAUCAGCAAAGAAUCAGGGCUAUGUAUCCAUGGGGGGGCAUGGAUCCUUCAGUUGUUAUGCACCCUCCUUCUUACCCCUACCCGGUCCCAAUGCCAAUGGCUCCUGGUCCGAUUCCUAUGCACCCAUCUAUACAGCCUUACCAUUACUUUGGAAAUCAAAACCCUGCACUUGUUCCUAACCCUUGUUCUACUUUCAUACCAUACUUAACCCCCAAUACAAUUAUAGAACAGCAAUCUCGUACUGUAAAUCCGGUAGUGCAAGCAAGUAGUAGGUCCCGUAUUUCAAGCAAGCAAGAUUCUAGACAGAGAUCUUCAGAUCAUGGGGAAAGCAAGGCUGUUGAAGAUUCUGAUGAUGUUGCAACAGAUCUUGAGCUGAAAACACCUGGAUCUACUGCUGAUCAAGAUUCUUCAUCGAGGCAGCAGAAACCUAAGAAAUCUUCGAGGAAAGACAGAACCUUGUCAGAUGGGAAUUCUUCUAGCCGGUGUUCAUCAUCUCAUUCUGUGCUGGUGAGCUCAUCGGAUAGUGUUUUUGGUGCUGGCAUUGGAUCUGAUGAUACAGAGAAGGAACAACAAAAAUAGAUCAUCAUUUUCCACAUCUUUAUCUAUAAUCUUAUAUGCAAUGCUGUUCUUUUAGUGUGUAAUAUAAUUGUGAACAAAUUUGUUGUGCAAGCUAAUUGUGUUGACAUGUGAAUUAGCUGAUAUAUUGACUUAUAAAUAUUUAAGUAAUCA